Messenger RNA from Parnassius apollo (apollo), 582 nucleotides. The record is from the annotation of a GenBank genome assembly. Lineage: Eukaryota; Metazoa; Arthropoda; Insecta; Lepidoptera; Papilionidae.
AUGUCGGUUUUGGAUGUGGAGACUGCUUCUUCAAUCAAGUCCUCCCAAAACCUUUCUGUUGCUCCACCUAGACCUCCACGAUCGCUGCGGGAAAAAGUACUUACAAAAUCCAGUUUAUCAAAAGCAACACCUAGCGAGAAGUUGUCGCAGCCAUCAUCUCAUCCCGCAACAGGAAAACGUCCAGCGGACUCUGCUCCGACAGACGCAUCUACAACAAGAAAAAAUGCCUCUUCGCACACCCCCACUCUGGGAACUAAAAUGUCGCAAACUUCAGUUAAAAGCGACAGCUCGAUCCGAUCCUCCGUUUGUGACCCGGUAGAUGCGGCUAUCGACAAAGUAGCUAACUGGAAGCAGGAAGAAAUUCCUCCACUUCCAGUUUUAUCCGACGAAGAACUUUCGAUCACAUCUGCGCCGGAAUCACCACUAUCGGAGGCACCGGAAAAAGGAAGACCCAGCCUGCUUUUUAACUCCAACAGGCGACUGGGGGGUGGAAAUGGAUAUGGCAACAAAAGAAGCGAACGAAAUGCUUCUGAGAGGGAAGGAAGCGCUAGAAAUGGCAGGGAAUAUGAAGAGGGAGUGUAA